Molecule: messenger RNA, 4758 nt
Organism: Pediculus humanus corporis (human body louse)
Lineage: Eukaryota; Metazoa; Arthropoda; Insecta; Psocodea; Pediculidae
Product: ubiquitin carboxyl-terminal hydrolase, putative
Exons: 26
Coding region: 1-4758 (1585 amino acids)
Biological process (GO): protein deubiquitination
Cellular component (GO): Golgi apparatus
Molecular function (GO): cysteine-type deubiquitinase activity; calcium ion binding
Source: RefSeq, a predicted model, not a curated record
AUGUUUUCUUGGUUAAAAAUAGGAGUAAAAGAUUCAAAACAAACGUGUUUAUCUUAUGAAGAUGCCAUUAAAAGGGUCAGUGAUUCUGAAUUAAAAAGAUUAAGGGAAGCAUUUAAAAAAGCCUCUGCGGGUAAUGGAUACGUAUCUAAAUCUGGAUUUUUAAAAGAAGUUUUAGGUGAUGAAAUUCCAACUCCUAUUGCUGAGGUAUUGUACAGUUCAUGGGGAGGUACAUCAAAGGGAAUAUCAUUCAAAGAUUUAAUUUGUGGACUAAUUUUACUUACUAGAGGUACUCAAGAAGAAAAAAUUAAAUGUAAGGCUAUUGUCAAGGAGAAUUUUUUAAAAAUUAUUCAAGGCAGUGAAAAUGGAUUUUUAUCUGAUCAGAUAUCAAAUCUUUUUAAUGAGAAAGAUUCUGUUAGUUUUGAAAACUUCAGAGAAUGGCUAGUGGCACAUCCUGAUGCAUUUUGUUUGAGUAAAUGGUUGUUAGUCGAACCAUUUAAUAUUUCUUUAAGUAAUGAUUUAGAAACGCCUACAUUUUAUCAAACUUUAUGUGGUGUUACACAUUUGGAAGAGUAUGAAAUGAUAGAAUUAGAAAAAAGGUACUGGUCUUUAAAAAAUUCAUCUAGAAAUGGUAAAUUAGAUUUGGAAACCAUCACAUCAUUGUUAGUGCCUACUUUGCCAGUGUCAGUGUGCAAUGGAUUGUUUAAUGCAUUCGAUGAAAAUCAAGACACACACAUAGAUUUUAAAGAAAUGGCCUGUGGAGUAUCUGCAGCUUGUAGGGGCCCAGUAGCAGAAAGGCUUAAAUUUUGCUUUAAGGUUUUCGAUGUAGACAGAGACGGGUAUUUAAAUUCUAAAGAAAUGGAACACAUGGUGGAUAUAUUUCUUAGUUUAAAAGAAAAAGAAAUAACAAACGAAAUGAAAAAGUAUUUACUCAAUGAUAUAUUGAAUUCCGUAAAUGAUUCAAAAUUAGGUAUGGCACAGGAAGAAUAUCCCAUUUGGGCAUUAAAAAGUGAAGCUUCUAAAGCAUUCACAGAUUUAUUAUUUCAGAUGUGUCACGUUAUAUUUGCUCUCAGGCCUUCUAAUCCUGUUGAAGAAGGUGAAAUUGUUAUGCAGUGGUUAAAAAGAGAACAGGAAAAGAGAGGAUUAGAAGUAGGUCAAUUUUGGUAUUUAAUAGAUAUGACUUGGUGGAAACAAUGGCAAAUGUAUAUACAACAUGAAGGGGGACCAGGACCUCCUGAUAUUAAUUGUGAAAUAAACGGCUAUCCCAAAAAUAUGAAUUCUUCAAUUAAAAUUAAUACCAGAGAAACCAUGUUUGCUUUGCAUACCUCUUCCUUUACAACUAGUGGUAAUAAUAAUAAUUUUUUUGUUGAUUUUAGUCCUAAUCAUAGUCCUAAAUUAGAACAGAAGCAAAUUGUCAAUAUAAAAUUUCCCAGGCCCGGACCCAUCAAUAAUUCUAACUUAAUACAAUCGCCGGCUUACAAGGUGCCAUCUUUGACGGGUGAAGGAGGUAAAUUAAGGAAAAAUUUAUGUUUGAAUCAAAACAAUGGAGAUUUUCAGUUGGUUUCACAAAGUUUAUGGACGGCUUUAACACUUUGGUACGGUGGAGAACCCAGUUUACCUCGGCAGGUUAUAAUGCCCACCAAUAGUGCACAACCUGAUUUAGAGCUUUAUCCGAUAAAUAUAAGGUUUUUGAAACAUGCCACGCAAAAUAACAGGCAACAAAUAAAUAAUUGGAGUGGAAUGGUCGGAGGAUAUGGAGCAUCCGCCAUAGGAAAUGCAGGAUACGCUUAUGUCACAAAUUUAACAGCGACUUCUCGGAGGUAUUUAGCAUAUGUUGGUGCCUUUAGCAAAAUGGCAACGCUUAAACAAGUCUAUCAGUAUCUGUGUAAUAAGUUAAGGAUAAGAUUCGAAGACAUGAGAUUGUGGCUUUACAGAGAUGAGAGCAACAUGUUCAUUUUAGAAGAAGAAGAUUCGACAUUAGAUGAACUCGGUAUUUUAGAUGAAGAUCAAAUAUUAAUUGAAAUAAGAAAUAAAGAUCUUACUUGGCCGGAGGAACUCAGUUCGAUUGCCUCUAACACGUCAAACGAUAAGAGACAAGGUGAAUUGUCUGCUCUGGAAAAGGGAGCCACCGGUUUGAACAAUUUAGGAAAUACUUGUUUCAUGAAUGCCGCGUUGCAGUGCGUGAGCAACACUCAGGUACUCACACAAUAUUUCACAUCAAAAAUGCAUUUAUACGAAUUAAACAGAAAUAAUCCUCUUGGAAUGAAAGGCCACAUUGCUUUGCGUUAUGCAGAUCUCAUUGAUAACAUUUGGAGUGGUAGCAACAGAACGAUAGCUCCUCUUAAAUUAAGGUGGACAAUCGGUAAAUACGCGCCCAGAUUCAACGGAUUCCAACAACAUGAUUCCCAAGAACUCUUAGCAUUCCUUCUGGACGGUUUACAUGAAGAUUUAAACAGAGUUCAUGAUAAGCCCUACGUCGAAUUGAAAGACAGUGACGGGAGACCGGAUGUGAUAGUCGCACAAGAGGCCUGGGAAAAUCACAUAUUACGAAACAAAUCAAUAAUUGUUGAUUUAUUUCACGGACAGUUGAAAUCAAAGGUUACUUGCAAUAUGUGUUCACACGAAAGCGUUCGAUUCGAUCCAUUUAAUUAUUUAUCAUUACCUUUACCAAUGGAAAGUUACCUGCAUUUUUCGGUCACGGUUAUCAAAUUGGACGGAUCCGUUCCUGUUAAAUAUGGAGUACGCAUAAACAACGACGAAAAAUAUGGGGCAUUAAAAACGGAACUUUCAAAUUUAUGCGGAAUUCCUUCUCAUUUGAUUAAAUUAGCCGAAGUUCAAAACGCUCUCAUCAAGCAUGUAUAUUUAGAUGAUCAAAGAUUCAAGGGAACUCAAGGAGGGUUUCUUUACGCUUACGAAUUACCUCAUUCAUUUAACAUGAACAACAUGGAUGACGAAAAACUAUCAUUAUCAUCGGUUAAAUUGACGAACGAAAAAGAGAGAGAAGGAUCUGCAUUUACGGCCAUACAAAGAGCAAUUAACCCCAUGAACUCGAGUAAUAUUAACUUAGAAAAUUCAGUUGUCAAUCCGUGGGGGAAAAAUGUAAAUAACGCCGGGGAUGCUAGCAGUGAAGUUGAUUCCUCCGAGGUAAGACUACUUCACUGCAUGCCUGCUUUCUUUUGUUUCAAAAAGACAGAUGACAAAAAAAGUUGGUUCUUCGAUGGUUGUUGCGUAGCCUUCGAAUAUUUAUUUAUUCUAUGUUUGAUAGACGCUUUAAAAUAUAAUCGCAGCGCAUUUUCAUUCUCAUAUGGUAGUCCUCAAAACACGAGUUUGCUAUCAUCCGUGUCUUCGUCGAUGGGUAGUUUAGAACCUCAUCAUCAUCAAUUCGGUCUCGUCGAAGGUUGCGUUCCGCAUAAUAGCGCUCAUAGUUCUUCGAGUGGAAGUUUGGCCAAUCUGAGUGACACGACCACGGUUGGCUUUAUCGUUGCUGUACAUAGGAAAAUGAUGCGACAAGAAACGUAUUUUUUAUCAUCGUCAAAAACGAAACCUAGUCUUUUCGGUUUGCCUGUUAUUGUGCCAUGCGGUGAAUCAGUUACUCAUCAGGAUUUAUAUCAGUCGGUUUGGACUCAGGUUGCACGACUCGUGUCUCCCUUACCACCCGGAGAAACUGUUAAUCACGCAACUGAUUGUGACGACAGUUUAGGUUACGAAUUUCCAUUCACGUUAAAAGCCGUUUCACCCGACGGACUGGUAUGUUCGAUAUGUCCUUGGUAUCGUUUUUGUAGAGGGUGUCGAAUACAGUGUUCUUUAUCUGAAUUCUUGCAUAAUACUUCUUAUUUAGCUAUAGACUGGGAUCCGACAGCUCUUCAUUUAAGAUAUCAAACGUGUUUAGAAAAAAUUGUCAUAGAGCAUGAAAGCGUCGCGAGAACGCGACACCAAAUGUCGGAGCCGAUUAGUUUAAAUCAUUGUCUGGAAGCUUUCACGAGAGAGGAAACUUUGUCCGAGGAUGAAAAAGUUUAUUGUUCGAAAUGUAAAUCUCACGAAAUCGCGACGAAAAAACUUCAAAUAUGGAGACUACCACCCAUCCUCAUUGUACACUUGAAGAGAUUUCAAUACGUAAACGAGAAAUGGAUAAAGUCACAAAAAGUAGUCGAGUUUCCCGUGAAGGGUUUCGAUCCCACCAUGUAUUUGGCUUCGGUACCCAAAGAAACGGUUCUUCGGCAUUGGGAAAUCACGGAUAAGCUCAACAAUCGAAAAACGAAUAUUGAAAAUUACAAAUGCAAUACCGUCGACGUCAUCAAAACGGACGAUAAUUGUAAUUACGAUCAUUCGGAUUCGGUGCUAAAUAAUAUACCAAAGAUAACAAAAAGGGAUAGAUUAGAAUCGACUAGUUUGAUAACGACUCCGGUGGAAGAUUCAUCCCUACAGGAUUUUCAUCAGCACCGUUUGAACCACGGAGCUGAUCCAUUCGAUCUCAAGUACAAUUUAUAUUCCGUUGUCUGCCAUUCGGGAAUGCUGGGAGGAGGACAUUAUGUAAGUUACGCGUGCAAUCCACGGGGAAUUUGGUAUUGUUACAACGAUUCAAGCUGCAAACAAGUAAAUCAAUCUCAAAUGGAUCUUUCAUCGGCUUACAUGCUUUUUUACGAGAGGCAAGGGCUUAGUCACGAAAAUUACAUGCCUAGCGUUGCGGGUAAAAUUCCAGAUACGGAAAAUAUCGAUGAAGACGUCGAAUCAGAUUUAAAAAAAAUGUGCAACCUGCAAUAA